Molecule: messenger RNA, 2394 nt
Organism: Pungitius pungitius (ninespine stickleback)
Lineage: Eukaryota; Metazoa; Chordata; Actinopteri; Perciformes; Gasterosteidae
Gene: zc3hc1
Product: zinc finger, C3HC-type containing 1
Exons: 10
Coding region: 59-1564 (501 amino acids)
Cellular component (GO): nucleus
Molecular function (GO): zinc ion binding
Source: RefSeq, a predicted model, not a curated record
UUUUACUAAGCGGAACGUUUGGCGUCGGGGUUUCAUUUUCCGGCGGACCACAGAGCCGAUGAUGGCGACUCUCGGCGGCAGUCGCGGGGAUCGUCUCGGCAACACCGAUCCACCAAAGUCUUCUUUCGCAUCGCCGGAGAAAGUUCGCGAACUGCUCAACGCAGGCGUGUCGUCUGCGGAGGUCGGACCCGUCAGUGAACAAGGAAAUCUCAACGUCCUGGAAGUAAAAAGCAACACUCAAGCAUCUUGUGAGGCAACGAACAAAGAAGCCUUUUUCUCCAGAGUGGAAUCCUACUCGUGUUUGAAAUGGGCAGGAAAACCCCGCGCACUGUCCCCUCUGAUGUGUGCCCGAUAUGGCUGGAUCAACAUUGGCUGUGAUAUGCUGAAGUGCUCCAGCUGCUACGUUUUUCUCUGUGCAUCACUACAACCGACUUUAGACUUCGAAAAAUAUGCAUCCCGCGUUGCAGAGAUUUCAAGGCAGCUUCAGACGCAGCAUGAGAAAUUCUGCCCCUGGCCUGACUUUCCAUGCCCAGAGCGGUUCUGGCUGGUUCCAGCGUGCGAACCAUCCGCCCUGCUUACUGCCUUCUUAGAGCGCUUCCAGAGCACCUGUCUCCUUGCACAGCAGUUGCCUGCCAUGAAGCCGGAGCAGCUGAAGUCUAUGUCUUUGACGGAGGACGUUAUCAGUGUUGUGCUGCAGCUGAUCGAGGACGAACAAAAAAGAAAUGGAGGCUCUCCAUGUUCUGAAUCUUUGGCGGUCCAGGUGGCCGCAUGCAUCGUUUCUCUCUGUGGCUGGGCUGGAAGCCCAACCCUCCAAACGAUGAACCUGCCCAUCCUGACCUGCUCGUACUGCAUGCGCAAGGUGGGCUUGUGGAACUUCCACCAGAUGGAGGGAACGGGGGUGGAUGGCGACGCCUCACCAAUCACUGUGGGCCCGACUCCUCAAGCAGCCGCCCCCCCGCCAGCAGCCACGCAUGAAAGCCAGGGCGACCAGCCUGCGUCUGCCUCGUCCGCCCAGGCUACAACUCCGAGUCGCAUGAAGCUGAGGAGCCAGGACUCGUCCCGCUCUGAGCAGAAUGAGGGAACCUCCUCCCCCGUGUCGUUGCGAGCCCGAAGCAGAGACUCGCCAAGCCCCAGUGAAGAGCUGCAGAGUCCUUUGCCCAGGGGCAAGAGGUCUGUGCCCCGCGGCAGAGGACAGGCGGACCUCUCUGGAUCUGAGGGAGCUUCCAGCCUGCAUAACCCUCCUAAACGUCUGUGCCUCUCAACAUCUUGCGGCCCUGAUGGGCUCCUGCAAAAGAAUACAUUUGACCCCCUCGCUCAGCACAGAGACUGGUGUCCCUGGAUCUCUGUAGGGAAGGAGAAUGUGGAUCCAGGGGCGAUCCCUGGUUUGGAUGGAGUCUCGCCGCCCCAUCAGCAGGGCUGGAAGGCUGCUCUCGACCUCCUCGUGCCCAUGAGGAUGAACUCCAAUACAGCCGACGCUAGUCCGGGACAGGGCCCUCGUGAGAAGUCUAAAAGAGUGUUUGCUAUAUUCCGUCAGUGGCAGGGAUCCGCCUCUCCGUCUCAGUAGACCAUCCAAACGGCAUCACAACACUGAAUUGAUGAACUGACCUGCCCUCUUCUUUGGCAGUGUACGGGUCGGUAGUACCAGUGACAGGAAUGUCAUAUAUCAAUGUAUGCCAUCCUCUAAAGUUGUGUUUACAGUCAAAGUGUCUCUAGAGGAAAAGAAAGUUGAUCUUGGGAUAUUGGAACCUCUAUGGGCCUAGUGUCAUAUCUGCGCAUAAGAAGUAAUCUAGUAAUAGGACACAUCUCAACGUAUAGAUUGGUAACAAAAGAGGUGUUUACUAUUAACCUCACAUGGGAGUCUGCUUCUGCAUGACGUUGUGACAUCAGGAUAGUCUGGAUUUCUGUAGCAUACAAGAGGCCACAAAUCUAUUAAUAUCGCCAGAACGGGCCCGGCGUGACACUGGAAAGGCAAUGUUUACCUUCAAUGUAUGUUGUGUCAAUUGAGGGAGUUAUUAAUGUUUAACUUCAGAUGAGCAUAAACAAACUGUGAGGAAUCAUUUUUGUGUACCCUUGUACGUGAAAGGUAAUGUGGAUAUGAGUUCUCUUUUGAAAAGAACAAUCUUUUCCGGUAGGGAAAUGUUUAUUUUCUCUUACGAUACAGUACAAGAAAUCUUUAAUGUUGGCAAAACUCAGUCCUGAUUACUGCAGGCAAGUAGAACCAUGUGCCAUAAACUUCAACCAUGUUUUUAAAUUAGAUUACAGAUUCCUGUACUUCCUUUUUGCCUUUUGUGUGCAUCUCUUAAUGCAACUCUUUCUAUCUUGCAUGUGAUUUUAUCUUUAUGAAGUUUCCUACAAGCGUUUAAUAAAAUGCUCUUCUGUAAGUUUGUAUCACUU